Messenger RNA from Sorghum bicolor (sorghum), 2079 nucleotides. Its product is annotated as piriformospora indica-insensitive protein 2. Gene Ontology annotation, molecular function: protein binding. Lineage: Eukaryota; Viridiplantae; Streptophyta; Magnoliopsida; Poales; Poaceae. The record is from RefSeq and is a predicted model, not a curated record. The transcript has a single exon. The coding region runs from base 1 to 1608 and encodes 535 amino acids.
AUGCCCCUGUGGACUGUGGCCUGUAGGCCACCCCACCACCCGCAUUUCGACAUAAACGCUGCCACCCUCGAUCCGACGCCCCGCUCAAACCAUCGACGGCCCCCAAAAGCGAAACCCGAGACCGCCACCGCCCGGCAACGGCAGCAGAGCGUGCAGAGCCACACGCGCGCGCGCGCGGCCGUCAUGGCGCCGGCACCAUCCUCCUCCCCCUCCUCCUCCAGGACCCUCCCCCUCCCUCCCGCCGUCCUGUACCUCCUCCUCUUGUCCCUGCAGGUCGCUGCGGCCGGCGCGGCCAUGGACCCCGCCGAGCGGGAGACGCUGCUCCGCGUCAUGGAGUCGGUCUCCGCCGACCGCGACUGGCGCGAGGCCGCGGGCGACGACCCCUGCGCCUCCCCGUGGCCGGGGCUCGAGUGCAGGCCCGGCACCGCGCCCGCUCCGGGCGCCAAUGGCAGCGCCGCGCGGAUGCACGUCGCGCGCCUCGACUUCGGGGUGCCGCCGAACCCGACGUGCAAGGACACGGCGACGUUCCCGGUGGCCGCGUUCGCGCUGCCGGAGCUCCGGGCUCUGUUCCUCGUCGGCUGCUUCAAGAACCCCGACGCCGUGGCCGCGUUCGCGCUGCCGCCGGCGUCCAACCUCUCGUCCUCGCGCCUGCAGCAGCUCAGCGUCCGCGCCAACCCGUCGCUGUCCGGCACGCUGCCGCCGCAGCUGGCCAGCCUCCGGUCGCUGCAGGUGCUCACCGUGUCGCAGAACGCGCUGGUCCGGGGCGCCGUCCCGCGGGGCAUCGGCGAGCUCGCGGACCUCGUGCACCUCGACCUCAGCUACAACUCCCUCACGGGCCCCAUCCCGACCGCGCUCGGCGACCUGCGCGGCCUCGUCGGCCUCGACCUUAGCUACAACUCCUUCUCUGGCACCAUCCCGAGCCGUCUCGGCGACCUCGCCCAGCUGCAGAAGCUGGACCUCAGCUCCAACAACCUCACCGGCGGCGUCCCGGCGGCCCUCACCCGCCUGAAGGCGCUCACGUUCAUGGCGCUCAGCAACAACGGGCUGCGCGGCGGCCUCCCCGCGGGACUCUCCGGCCUCCGCGACCUGCAGUACCUGAUCAUGGAGAACAACCCGAUGGGCGUCCCGCUGCCGUCCGAGCUGGGCAGCAUCGCGCGGCUGCAGGAGCUCCGGCUGGCAAACUCCGGCUACUCGGGCUCCAUACCAGACACGUUCGGCCUCCUGUCCAGCCUCACCACGCUGUCGCUGGAGAACAACAACCUCACCGGGCGGAUCCCGGCGGGGCUCAGCCGGCUGAAGCGCAUGUACCACCUCAACCUGAGCAAGAACGGGCUGGACGGCGUCGUCCCGUUCGACGGCGCGUUCCUCAGGCAGCUCGGCCGGAACCUGGACCUGAGCGGCAACCCGGGGCUGUGCGUCGCCGACAGGGCCGUCGUGCCGGACGUGGGCGUCGGAGUCUGCGGCGGGGACGUCGCCUGCGACACGUCCGCCGCGGAGAGCUCGGUCGUCGGGAGAGUGGUCAGGGGAGUAGUGACGAGGGGUCGCUGGCCGGCUGGGCUGCUCACGCCCGCCGCCGCGGUAGCGCUGUGCAGCUGCCUAUUGCUCUGAUCUCUGAUCAUCCAGCGUGGCAUGGGUGCAUUUGCAUGCGAUUCUUUGGCAUGAACUUGCAUUGCAUGUUUGCACCGGUUGAUCUCUGAUUCUCUCUCUGUACGUAGUUGUGUUGCUGUAACUUGACGAUGUUGAUUGUGUGAGGAGUGUAGUUGCGCCUCGUGACAACAAGUCCUUCAAAACUGUGAAGACCGGAGAUGACGUUGUUUGUGCGUGAUUGGCACACACGUGGGGUUUGUCGGAUCGUUUCGUUUCCAUUCUUGUGCAGAUAGAUGGUCAUGGGUCCCAGCGGUCAACGGAAGCACCGAGCGCGUGACUUUUCUAACCAUAACAAGGUGCGGAUUGGUAACUUUGUCGUCACUCUUCGAACACUCUGUCUGCGGUUAGCAUUGUCAUAAGACACACGUCGUGAGCGGUUAAAACUUCUCCUUCUCCAUCUUUCAUCAUUAACACCGUUUUCAUUAUCGUUUA